GCUGUGAUCGUUCCAUACACGAGUAGCAACCCGGAAGUGUCGUCAAUAUGCAAAUUCCGCAAUCAAACUCUCCAGCGCUUAGGACCUGUGGACCAUGAGAAACUAAGCUUAUCGAUUCGUCGCCGCCAAGGGACGCUGCUGACAUUGUAACCGCUAACAUUGUAACGCGCGGUAACGGCUGUUUAAUAACAGUUGGGCUUCGGAGUCAGAGGCUACACAUACCGCGCCUGAGCCGCUGUGUACCAGCAUCGAGAUGAGCAGUGGACGAGACAUCGAAGCGGACAGAAGUGUGGCUAACGUCAGCUAAGUGCAGCAGUGUCCUGAUGUGAAUGUCGUCGCUUUUGCAAAAUGAAAGGUCGACCGGCGGUUUUGGAGCAGCACGUUCGAGGAUGAUGGCCAAGGGAUAACAUUCGAUAGGUCACAUCCCCUCAUCCAAAGUCACCCAAUUGUUCCCCCUUCCUUUUUUUGUACAUCAUUUAAUAGACUUGAUGCAUUCCACUGUACUCUUGUGUACAUUAAAGAGAGUCCACUUCACCUGUGGGCAUCCUCAUCAACAAAUUUGGUAUGCUGUGACCAAGUCAACUCCGUCAACUUCCUGCAACAAAGCUUUACACUUGGGACUGAUGAUUUUUUGUCUGGCGCUCGUACCUGGUCCCUAUCUUUAUCGUGUUCCUCAACUAGGGAUGUAAUGAUACGAAAAUGUCAUAUCAUGGUUAUUGUGACCAAAAUUACCACAGUUAUUAUUAUCACGGUAUUGUUAAAUGUUUUUAAAAAGUACUUUUUAAACACACUGAAAUCUUUUAACCAAUUUAAAGAAUUUAAAAUAAAAUAGACAGAUACAAAAUAUACUUUUUUUGGCAGACUAUACUGAAAUAUUAUCCUGGCUUCUCAAGAGCCAUAUUGUGUGAAUUCAGUGUUUAAAUAUGUUUAUCUUCAGUUUUAAUUUUAAAGGUUUUUGAAUGUUUUCUCUGCGCCAUAUUCCUCCGACUAUAGAUCAAUAACUGUGCUAAAAGAGCUUAGCCUUUUUGUUUUAUGUGCACAGUUGAAUAGCUUAGUUGCUCAGACAACAAUGUGUUUAUACCAUUUUUAGAUUGGGGUAUGUCGUUUUUUAAAUCAGAAUCAGAAUCACAAUCAGAAAUACUUUAAUAAUCCCCCAGGGGAAAUUAACAUUUUCAGCACAAUCCCAUUCACGAGCAGACAAACAUUACAGGGAGACAGAACAGGAUCGCUGACGGGUCUGCCAACUUCCGGCGCCCCUUACAAAAAAAGAGGGAAAAACAAUGUAUUUUGUGUUCAUGUUAGCAUUCAAGCUAGCUAGUAAGUCCAUGAGUUUUUCAGAGUGUGGCUAUCUAUACGGUUUUAUGAUAUUUUUUAAUUUAAAACAGUGAUACUAGCCGUCUGGCGUUUUAACGCAGUUUAUCAAUAAUACAGUUUAUCAUUGCAUCCCUAUCCUCAACUUACUCCUUCUUUGUGUCCUUGGGCCAUGGUUCGAAAGAAAGGUUCCCUUAUACUAUGUGGUGCUUUUCUGUUUGUUGCGUGGAAUGCUUUGCUGCUUCUUUACCUUUGGGGUCGCCCUCCGAUUGGCCGCCUUGGUGAAGGUGGUGGUGCUGAACCAGGAGGAAAUGAGGAGUGGGGUGUAAUUGGAGGGAAAGGAAGCCGAGGCAACCUAGCAGGGGAGGUAUUCCGCCUGGCAGAGGAAGUGGAAAUUCAGCUUGAGACCCAGAAAAAGCUGCUAAAGCAGAUUGAAAGUCACAGAUUUGCCUGGUCUAAGUGGAACGAUGUUGGAAAAAGAAAAAUGGAUGUUAGUGAACAAGUCAAAUUGGAAACUAUUCACCAGCCACCAAAGCCUCUGAUUCCUGUGAAAGAGAAAGUGGAUACCAAGGAACAAACUCUUAAGAAGCCUUUUACUUCAGUAAUCCCAGAUUCUCAUCACCAGUCGAAUGUAUUAAAGGCAGUCAGCCUUGGAAAUGGAUUUACAACUUCUCUUGCAAGCCCAGAAGUUAUCAUUCCUAUCUUAGUUAUUGCUUGUGACAGAGUUACAGUAAAACGAAGUCUUGACAGACUUAUUCAGUACCGUCCUUCUCCAGAACUCUACCCUAUUAUUGUCAGCCAGGACUGUGGCCAUGCUGAAACAGCGAGUGUAAUUGGUUCAUAUGGGAAUCAGCUGACACACAUAAGCCAGCCAGACCUCACAGACAUCCGAGUACGACCGGAGCACAGAAAAUUCCAGGGCUACUACAAAAUUGCCAGACAUUACCGCUGGGCACUCAACCAAGUGUUCAACACGUUUUCCCAGUCCACUGUGGUUAUAGUGGAGGACGAUUUAGAGGUGGCUCCUGAUUUCUUUGAGUACUUCAGAGCUCUCUACCCAAUCCUGCGUGCAGACCCAACCCUGUGGUGUGUAUCUGCCUGGAAUGAUAACGGCAGAGACGCCUUGGUGGAUCCAUCCAAAGCUCAUCUUCUCCAUAGGACAGAUUUUUUCCCCGGUCUGGGCUGGAUGCUGCUUAAAGAGUUGUGGGAUGAAUUAGAACCUAAAUGGCCUUCUGCUUUCUGGGAUGACUGGAUGCGUCAGCCAGUGCAGCGCAAGGACCGUUCCUGCAUUCGACCAGAAAUCUCACGAACUAUCACAUUUGGCCGGAAAGGUGUCAGUUUAGGUCAAUUCUUUGACCAGUACCUUCGCUAUGUGAGACUUAACACUGAAUUUGUGCCUUUUACCAAACAAGAUUUGUCUUAUUUGCUUAAAGAACAGUAUGAUGAAAAGUUUAUCAAAGAGGUUUACGAUGCCCCACUGGUGAAGAUAGAGGAACUGCAACAUGGAGGAAUUUUAAGAGGACCAGGCUCCUACAGAGUGAAGUAUUCAAGCAGGGACAUUUUUAAAGUUCUUGCCCGAAAUCUGGGGGUAAUGGAUGACUUAAAAUCUGGAGUCCCACGGACAGGCUAUAGAGGUGUCGUCCGUUUUCUCUACCGAGGUCGAAGGGUGUUCUUGGCACCAGAAGAAGGUUGGACGCAAUAUAAUGUUAGUUGGAGAUGAUUAAAACUGUUUGGUAAAAACAUUGUUGAUGGUAAGAAUCCUACUCCGAGCAUCCCAUUUGAGACCAAACAGCUUUACAGUGAUUCGACGAGUAAUUACAACUGCACUCCAGUGGGUCUGUGACAAUGAGCUAGCCUGAAAGCCAAGAAGUUUUUCAAAUUAAGUGCUCACUUAGGAUCAGCGAGCACGGAAGACACCUUAGAGUUCAUAGAGAUCAAACUUUCCUGAAAGGAAAAUUCCACAUUUGAACACUACAUAAACCACUUUAGGCAAAGUGCCUUGCUUUCCAGUCCAAUCUGGGUUGGCGUAUUAUUGUGUUUCAUUUAAUUAACUGGACAAUAAUGUUUAGCAAGAGAAAGCAAUUUGGAUUUAGUGUCACGUUUCAGUGUCUGUGAUGAUAAACUGAACGCCAAGAAUCAGAAGUUAUUUUGACAACUCUUGUGAAGUGCACAUUUGAAACCGAAGAGUCAAAUUCAAGUUUCCCAAUUCCGCAAAUGAAAGCUUUAGAACUAAUCCAGCUACAGCUUUUUAACUCUUCAGUCAUUAUCUUGACAUUAUUUGGUAUAUUUUAUGAGUUCAAAUGAUGAUUGGAUAAUGCAGAGGGAAAGCACCUGUUAGUCACCCAUCAUCUUACAUCACUGUGCUGACCUUUUAUUCACAGAGCUUUGCAACUCAAGAUAUCGCAAGGUAACACCACAGAAAUGAAGAAUAAUUUAGUUUAAUGCUUGGGUACAAAAAAGUGGUCCAGAAUUAGUGUGCUAACCGUAUUACCUUCCCCAGAUUACAAUUUGGUAGACAAAAUUGGUCAUGACUUUAACGCCAUGUUUUCAUUAAGCGAUUCCGUUCAGUGAGCCCUGGUACCAUCCAGAAUAUUAAAUCCUGAUCUAGCUGGGAUUUUUACAAAUAUCAGUACAUCAGUACAUCAAAUGCCAAUAUUGCCACUGUCAAUGACAUUUACAACAUUGUAAGGAUGAAAAUGUUUAGUGUCACUAAUGUUGCUGGAUAAUUGUGAAACAUUAAGCAACAUGUUUAACAUACAUUAAGGACUGAUUUCCCCCACCCCCCGUUUAAAACAUAUAUUUGCCACUGGGCUUUUUAAUGCACCACAUUUUUAUGGUCAGUGGUACUUCAUAACAAGUUAAAGUGGUCGUGUGAUGCAGCUUGAACUUUGGAAAACUUAGCGUAGCAUAGCGUAACUGUUUUGCCCAUUGAAAUGAAUUAAAAUCAAUUUAAUCUGUGCUUGGCUGCCUCAAUACACCACAAUUUUAACAUGUAAAAUGUCUUUUAAAAACAAAACACCUUGAAGAGGGGAUUUCUACGGUAUCUCCUGAGAGCUGCUUCUCCGUCAAACACACACUCAGCAGCUUCUCUAUAUUUUCAUGGAUACAUGUUUGCUAUUUAGAUAUUUUAACAUCAUUGGCUGGGUUUUUUUUAAUCCUACUGCAUCUGUAUGGUGCAGAUUAACUGUGCUGCGCUGCAACGGCUUCGCCGAUUCGGCACACACAUGUUUUUUGAUGAUUUCUUAAAUUGAAUGAAUAUCAUCCAUUUCUUCUCACCAAUGUCCUUCACACUAUCUCUCUUCCGUUUUUGGAAAAGCAAAGUUUUGUCAAUAUCUAGCUAUAAGCUAAUGCUAGCUAGCUAAUGUUUUGGUCGGAUCAUACGGGGGUUCACCGUGACAUUCGCUAUGCCAACUAUAGUCGGAUAGACUCAUAACCUGAAAUUUAACAAAGCGUGACAAUUAGCCGAGAGACAGCUCGAUUCUCAAAAAUACUCCAACUGGGGCACUAAUAUAGCGAGAUACCAAUGUGAAGUGAAGUGAAGUGAAUUAUAUUUAUAUAGCGCUUUUCUCUAGUGACUCAAAGCGCUUUACAUAGUGAAAACCCAAUAUCUAAGUUACAUUUAAACCAGUGUGGGUGGCACUGAGAGCAGGUGGGUGAAGUGUCUUGCCCAAGGACACAACGGCAGUGACUAGGAUGGCGGAAGCGGGAAUCGAACCUGCAACCCUCAGGUUGAUGGCACGGCCACUCUACCAACCGAGCUAUACCGCCCUGUACUUUGAAUAAUACAGUGUGCUAUUUCAUUCAAUUUAAAGUAAUCAAAACUGCAAUUUUAUUGAGUUGCUUAUGUUUUACUAAUGGGACAAAUGUGCCACGUCAGGAUUUCCAUUGCAAUUUUGAGGCAGAAAGUUGACAUUUUUUUAGCUUCAAGAAAUAUGAUGAAACAAAUUGUAAUAUUUGGCACCUUUUUAUAGCAUUGUAAUUGUUAAAUGAAUUGUUGAGGUACGCUUUGAUGGCAAAGAUAUAGACUUGUUUAAGUCAAAUCAAAGUUGUACAGAAGGCCCUUUCUUUCACCAUGGAUUCUUCUGGAUUACCGGUAAUUAUUAUCAAUAUGCUUAAUGUGUAAAAUAAACCCAAAAUGAUUCUAUUAAUAUUUUACUCAUCUUGUUCUAUUCUAUUUUUUGACUUGGUUUAUUUUAUUUUAUUGGCUUAUGUUAAUGUAGCAUCAUUGCACCAUAAUAAAUCCUAUUAUGUAAAACCCUUUGGCUGACAAUGGUAAUAUAAAUCUAAAAACUACAAGACUACACAUGUACCAAACUGUACUGCAUUGUAAAAACAUGGUUCAAGAAAAAAUCCACACUUGAUGACAAUAGUGCUUGUGUAAAUGUAUGCAGAAGUCUACAGUCUAUAGUCUGAGUACUGCUUAGUUGUAGAGGCUGAGUGUUUGCUUGAACUGAGCGCUGCUGUCAAGUGUGUGUGUGUAACUGUGUAUAUAUACAUGUGUGUACUAUGUACAGUACAGGCCAAAAGUUUUGACACACCUCAUUUCAA
This is a messenger RNA of Entelurus aequoreus (snake pipefish), 5859 nucleotides long. RefSeq names its product alpha-1,3-mannosyl-glycoprotein 2-beta-N-acetylglucosaminyltransferase b (gene mgat1b). The record is from RefSeq and is a predicted model, not a curated record. Gene Ontology annotation, biological process: protein N-linked glycosylation. Gene Ontology annotation, molecular function: alpha-1,3-mannosylglycoprotein 2-beta-N-acetylglucosaminyltransferase activity. Lineage: Eukaryota; Metazoa; Chordata; Actinopteri; Syngnathiformes; Syngnathidae. The coding region runs from base 1484 to 3031 and encodes 515 amino acids. Gene Ontology annotation, cellular component: Golgi apparatus. The transcript has 3 exons.